GAGACUCUCUUCGCUUGUCAAUGUCGGCUUAUACCAUUUGCAAGGAGCUACUGCCGCCUCAAACAGUCGAACAUGUAGAGAAAGCUCAGUUCACAUCGCCGUACAGUAACAAUCUGUUGGUGGCGAGGGGCACACUUCUGGAGAUCUAUGAUUUUGUCGAGCGCAUCGUCGAACCGGUUUCUGUCGAGCUCUCGCAGGAGAUUGACGAGGCUGUUGAUCAAGAACCGACGAUCAAGGAUCGGUUUGACCAAGAUAUGGAACAGGAACUCGUGUACCCGAAAAUACAACCAAUAGCGUCUGAUACCCUGAAGACCAGUCGAGUAGGCAGACUUGAUCUGGUAGCGCAAUAUAAACUGAGUGGUACUGUAACGUCGAUGGGUGUUGUACGUACUUCGUCAGAACGCGGUAAAGAAGGUUGUCACAGUCUAUUGUUAGCUUUUAGCGAUGCGAAGAUGUCACUAUUGGAGUGGUCUCCGGCAACGCAUUCAGUAACAACAGUAUCUAUUCACUAUUAUGAACGAGAUGAAUUCAAGAAUGAAUUUCUAUCCAAUUCGUAUCCGCCCGAAGUACACAUUGAUCCUCAACAGCGAUGUGCAGUUCUCAACUUUUAUUCUGACAAAAUGGCCAUUUUGCCCUUUCGUCAAUCAGAAAGCAUUGGUGAUGCAGUAUCAGUCUCAAAAGACAGGAGCAAACGACUUGAAGAUGACCAAUCAAGGUGGCCAUACGCUCCGAGCUAUGUAAUAGACGUCUCAGAGAUCGAUUCUCGCAUACGGAACGUUAUCGACAUGGUCUUUCUUCACGAUUACUACGAGCCUACUUUGGCAAUUUUGUAUCAAUCUAACCCGACUUGGACAGGCAAAUUGAAUGACACAAAAGAUACGGUUUCGUUAGCGGUUGUCUCUCUCGACAUCUCCUCUCGCGUUUAUCCUAUCAUCUAUUCUCUGGAUAACUUACCCUACGACUGUACACGCCUAUUCGCUGUUCCUAAACCAGCAGCUGGCUUGAUGGUUUUGUCAGCCAACUCGCUCAUAUAUGUCGCGCAAGGAUCACCCGGCAUUGGUAUCGCCGUGAAUGGAUAUGCCAAGUUGGUAACCAACUUUCCUGGAAUGAUUUUUGACGCCAAGACGAUUGGCAUGGAGUUGGAGCUUGAAGGUGCGCAAUUUGUUCUACUGGGAGGCACAAGAAUUUGUUUAUUCUUAAGGGAUGGCCAAUGGAUCACAGUGGAACUGCAACUGGAUGGAAGCAAAGUUGUUGGGUUCAACAUUGAACGGGUUGAAGAACCCACGGACAAAGCGGAUAAGAAUUCGCAUAUCGCGUGUAUUCCCUCAUGUGCCACACCUGUGAAGAACGGCUAUUUUUUCUUAGGUAGUCGGGCUGCCGACUCAUUGUUGGUUAAAUGGGAAUGGCCAAAUGUACAAGCACAAAACAAGCUACGCAGGACUCGGCCAAAAUUACCGUCCAGAUCAAGCACUGGUGAUCUAGCAGCAGAUCUCUAUGGCUCCUCACUGGAAGAUAGUGUAAAUGGUGAAGUUACUGUUAAUGGCGUGGUGGAGAGCGGAUUCAAAUUUAAAGUAUGCGACAGACUGUUGAACUGUGGGCCAGUUGCGGAUCUCACUUUCGGUGCUUUAAUCCAAGCUCCAGAUGAGCAAACCGAGGGAACGAAUGCUGGCAAGCUCGAUAAUGACGAUAACAUAGAGAUAGUGGCAUGUUCCGGAUAUGGCAAGAAUGGAAACGUAUCUGUACUUCGAAGAAAUAUACAUACAGCUGUGAACUUUUCAUUUAAUCAAGAAGACUGUCAGGCUCUAUUUGCUAUCAAAUGUAGAAAAGAGCAAUAUUUUGAAGGAUUGGAGUUGGAAGGCAACCAAGUAACAAGACAUUCUCGAAGCGGAAUGGGUGAUAUUCAAGGUGGAGAGCUAUCCUCAUAUGAUAAAUUCCUUGUUAUAAGCAAGUCAAAAUCAACCAUGGUAUUUGGUGCUGGUGAAGACCUUCAAGAACUUGGACAUUCUGGCUUUUAUGUAAAGGGUCCAACUCUCGCUGCUGGCUCUGUCCUUAAUGAGACGAGAAUAGUUCAAGUUCAUACAAGUGGCAUACUAUUGUUGAGUGCUGAUGCCAAGAAGAAGCAAGUCAUUGGAAUGGAACAAGGAAAGCGAAUCACUUCCGCCUGUAUCAAUAGUCCAUACGUUAUACUGCUCUUGAACAACAAAUCCAUAUUAGCUUAUGAAGCUGAUGUGAAGUCCAAAGAUCUCAAAUCAAUCGCACUUCCCAAAGAUGUGCAGGAUCUAUCCAUUGAAGCGUGCUCCGCCUUUUUAGAUCAAUCGCGUACCUUUGCUUCCGUCAAAGACCUUGACACAAUCAAAGCGUCAAGAAAAGGCUCUAGACGAAAGAGAAAAAACAGCGUACAACUCGACAACUUUAACAAAAAGGCUAACCGAUCACCAUCUCCUGGUGGUGAUGACAUGGAUGCCAUUGAUAUGGACCUUUAUGGUAACAACGCAGAUGACAUCGAAGAAGACAAGACCAUGGCAGAGGUGAAUAGUCGACCAAUUGCAACGGUAGAAGAAGACAAGGAUGACGACAGUAUGGGUGAAGACGAUGAUUUGUACAUAAGUGCACCACCACAAGUUGUAGCGCAGUCUGAUGAACUUAUUGAUGAAUCAAAUGUCAGCAAUCUUGGAGGACUUGGAGUAGACACAAAGUCUACCAUGUGGUGCCAGGUCUACUGCACGGAUGGUUGUUUAAAGAUUUAUUCUCUACCUACCUUCAAAGAGGUGUUUUCCUUUCCAAGGUUCGACCAAUUGCCCAGUAUAUUAGCUGACAGUACAUCUGUAGCCCCAAAUCCACUUGCACAACCUUUGGAACUACCCAAACUCAGUGACAACUCAUCAAACAAGAUAAAAUCUGUCAUUUUGACUUCUAUUGGAAAAGAGGUCAAAUUCCCAUAUCUUGUGGCUCAAACCAUCACAAACGAUAUUGUAGUAUAUAAUGCAUAUCAGUACAGUGCUGGUAAUGAUGUCAAUUCUCACAAUAAUGCUGAUGGAAAGCCAGUAAACUUGGUGGAGGAUGACAGUAGGCUAGGAAUCCGCUUUUCAAGAGUGGAACAAGACAUUGUCUUCUCACACGCUGCGCAGCAAAAGGGACAGGAGGAUGGUAUCAAUGGCACUAGCCUUGAUAUUAACAAAACGCAAGAGAAUAGCAGUGAAUCUCGUCUCGUUUUAUUCGAAAACAUCAGUGGUUAUUCCGGCGUUUUUGUUACAGGAAAGAAACCUCUUUGGAUUCUUUGCUCGAGUAAAAGCCCCAUUCGUGUUCAUCCUAUGGCAACUAAAACUGCAAUAGAAGCUUUCACACCAUUCCAUAAUAUCAACUUUCACCACAGUUUCAUGACAGCAGACGAUCAGAAUCAAGUUCAAAUGCGUCAGCUACCUACUGACGGCAUCACUUACGAUACAGCAUGGCCCAUGAAAAAAGUUCUCAUUAACCAUACCGUCCACAAAGUACAAUACCACGCUCAAAUGGAAGUGUACGCUAUGCUCAUAUCAUCACCUCAGCCAAUACAACUCAAAAACGAAGACGGCACGCCGCUCGAGGAUCCUCCGAAACGUGAUCAAGGCGAAUAUUUGCCUACAAUUGAAGAGUUUUCAAUGAUCUUAGUAUCGCCAAUCACAUGGGAGAUUGUGGAUACCUAUGCUCUAGAUGAGGCAGAGCAGGGUUUCUGCCUUGAUUGCAUGAAUCUUGAGAGUCAACAGACUGCCAAUGGACGAAAAGAUUUUAUGGUAGUCGGAACUGGCUACCUGAAAGGAGAGGACACAGCAAUGAGAGGUCGAAUCUUGAUCUUCGAUGUCAUUGAAGUCGUUCCUGAAAUCGAUAAUCCACAAACCAAUCAUAAAUUCAAACUGGUUCAUACAGAAGAGGUGAAGGGAGCAGUCUCGGCAUUAUGCGCCUGCAGUGGGCAUCUUGUCUCAACCACCGGCCCCAAAGUCUUCAUAUACAGCUUUGAGGAUAACGAAAGCUUAGUUGGUGUCGCCUUCAUUGAUGUACAAACAUAUGUGACAAGCAUGGUCGCCAUCAAGAACUUCAUUCUUCUUGGAGAUGCUCAAAAGUCCAUUUGGUUCUUGGGAUACCAAGUUGAACCGGCAAAGCUUGUCAUGCUUGGCAAAGAUUAUCAUGAUUUGGGAGUGAAUUGCGUCGGUUUCCUUGCGGAAGAGAAGUCUCUGCAGCUACUGGUUGGUGAUACAGAGGAAAAUAUUGCCGUUUACCAAUAUGCUCCAUACAAUUUGCAGUCAUAUAGCGGAUUAAAACUUAUGCGGCGUGGUGAUUUCCACAUGGGCUCACAGAUUCGUUGUACAACUCGUAUACCCGCACGACAAAAAACUGUAGACGGAAUAGAGUAUGGAAAACGUCAUUUCAAUUUAUGUGGCUCUUUGAACGGAAGCAUUUCAAUGGUGACUCCUAUAUCAGAGAAGACGUACAAAAGAUUACUGCUCCUGUACGGUCAAUUGGUGAACGGCCUUCAGCAUGUCGCUGGUCUGAAUCCGCGUGCCUUCAGAAUCAUGAGAUCUUCAAAAGAGAAACUCGCAUCCAAUCGUUCGCGUGUGAUAUUAGAUGGAGACCUUAUCUUCCAAUUCAUCAAUUUACCACUUAACCGACAACAGGAGAUGACGAAACAAAUAGGAACUACGGUAGAGAGAAUUAUGGAGGAUCUUAUAGACACUGCGAUCGGUGUGAAUUAUUUAUAACCGGAUCAUGGUUCAUACGAUGUGAAUGAAAAAAAAUAAAGACCUGAUCAUGAUAAAUAUGUCAUGUACAUAUAUGUGUGG
Messenger RNA from Umbelopsis ramanniana AG, 4814 nucleotides. RefSeq lists its product as uncharacterized. Gene Ontology annotation, molecular function: nucleic acid binding; protein binding. Bases 21 to 4733 code for a protein of 1570 amino acids. NCBI's taxonomy places the organism in Eukaryota, Fungi, Mucoromycota, Umbelopsidomycetes, Umbelopsidales, Umbelopsidaceae. Gene Ontology annotation, cellular component: nucleus; mRNA cleavage and polyadenylation specificity factor complex. The record is from RefSeq and is a predicted model, not a curated record. The transcript has 18 exons.